Messenger RNA from Onychostoma macrolepis, 4909 nucleotides. RefSeq names its product centrosomal protein of 128 kDa (gene cep128). The transcript is spliced from 24 exons. The record is from RefSeq and is a predicted model, not a curated record. Lineage: Eukaryota; Metazoa; Chordata; Actinopteri; Cypriniformes; Cyprinidae. The coding region runs from base 152 to 3241 and encodes 1029 amino acids.
UAGCGUUUGUUGGUUUCCUGUUAGGCGGUCAGUUUAAGUUGCCAUAGCAGAGGAUGGCGGUGCCUUACAUUGAUCACACAAGAUAACCGUCAAACUGCUGGCUACACGGAUUAGUGCCGUUUCUUAUUUUCAUCCUUUGGCUCAUGUCAGCAUGGACUCCUCCAGUGAAUCUGACACCUAUGACAGACCCACGGGGCAUCGAUCACGGGUCAGAAAGCGCCGAACGAGGCCUGACAGCGGGUUUCCCAGGGACACUCGUGUAUCAGACAUAUCAGACAAAAUUGACACUUUAGCAAACACUCUACAAGAUACAAGCCGAAAUCUAAACAAAGUAGAUCGGAUGUUGGGACAGUAUAAGGAACACACAGAUGACCAAGCUGAAGCCAUGGCGACACUGAGGGAGAGCUUAGAAGAGUCCAUCCAGCAUCUGCAGGCACAGCAGCUGAGGAGGUCCACUGGUGGGUGGAGCACCUCCCUCUCCACACUGCACACCAGUGAUCUGGAAGAUGGCAGCGCCACAGAUAGGAGGCGCUACCUCCCCACGUCACCUCUUAGGGAUUAUGGCAGUGCAGGCACAGGUAACAGAAGACGGUCUAGAUCUGUCGCUGUGCGUUUCAGAGACUUCGCUCAAGCUGAAGAGCAGAUUCACUCAUUGCAUCAAUCCCUCAGAGACCUGAAGAGUGAUCAGCUUCGGAUGGGCGAUGACAUUGAUAGAGAGAUCAGAAGAAGAGACAAGACUGACAUAGAAACCAAGACGACAUUGGAGAAUUUUGCAGGCCACAUAAAGGCAUCACAGAUAGAAGAACCUGUUUCAUUACGGGUGGAGAGACGUCUACAGGAGAUCGAGGAUGAGAUGCGCUCGGGGCAACAGGUGCUUUCUGAAAGACAUCACAGAGAGAAGCCAAAAAGCAUGUCUGGUGAACUGCAGGAGGCUUUGAGAAGACAUGACGCCCAAACCCCGGAGGCUGAUGAGAACUUCAGAAAUAGACUGCAGAGAUCAGAGAAUGAGAGAAGCAAGAUGCAGCAGGAGUUGGAGAGACUCAGAGAGCAGCUGGAUCAGUCAGAAGUUGGACGAAACACCCUUCUUCAGAAGAUGGAUGACAUGCGUUCACAGCUUCUGAAGAUGGAGAAGGAGCGUUUAGAUUUGCAAAGGGAGUUGUCUUUACUCCUGUCUCAGCAGAGAAGUGCGAGGAGACAGCAGGAGAGAGGAGUCACAGGCCUUGACAGCGGCCACACAGAACUGGAGAGAGAGAUUGAAGACCUGCGGGUGCAGUUGGGUAGAAUCAGUGUUUCUAGUGAGGUGGAAGAACUGAAAAAAAGUGUAGAACGAAAAGAGAGAGAGAAAACACAGCUCGCUUUCCAGGUCGAGGCUCUUUCAGCAGAUCUGGAGCGACGUGAACAGCAGCAGUUGAAGAUGUUGGCCCAACUGAAGGAGAUCCAGUCUCGUUCAGAAGAAAAUGUGUCAGAAUGUGGCCGUCUGGAGGCUCAGCUGAUCGAGAGCGAGAGAAGGAGAGAGGAGCUGCGCUCUAAAGCUCAGGAAGCAGUCCGACAGUGGAAGACUAAGUGCAAGAAACUGGAGCGAGAAUUUCAGGAACUAAAGGUUAACAGCAGAAACAGCACUGAUAAAGAUAAACGGAGCAAAGAGAGAGAAGGCAUUCUUAGCCAGCAGCUGGAGGGUGCACGCCAACAGCUGGCUGAUGCUCUUGGACGUCUUGCUCAGCGUGAAGAGGAUGUACGCCGCUGUAAUGUGGAUCUUACUGAAACUCGUUCACAGCUUGUCACUUUAGAACUAGAGCUCCAAGAGGCUCGGGAAACCUUGAGAGGCCUGGAAGAGGAGGCACAGAAGCAGAUCUCCUUACAGGUCCGUAUGAGAGAGGAGAACGUCAGGCUACAGAAGCAUGUGGAAUUUCAGGAGCAUAGGAAAGAGGAGGAGCAGAGAUCUCUGUUGGAUCUCCAGGGCUCAGUCAAGAACCUGAGCGCUGCAAGAGCUGACCUAGCUGCCAGACUGGCUGAGAUGGAGAGCUCCAAGAAGGAUCUAGAAAAACAGCUCGCUGUGGCUCAGGACGAGAGCUCUUCUUUUGGAAGACAGCUGGAACUGGAGAGGCAGGUGCAUCAUAAGGAGCUAAGCCACCUCCGAAUGACCCAGCAAGAAGGAAAAGCCCAACAGGACAGAGAUGUACACGACAUGCUGAAAUUAUAUCAACGAGAGCGAGAAGAACUGGAGGCUCUUGUCAGAGACCUUAAGUCGGAGGCAGUGGCCGAUAGUGAACUAAGGAGAGCUCUGCAGCUGAAGCUGGACAAAAUGAAGAUGGAAUGUGAUAAACUGACUGAGCAGCUGAGCACUAGUGAGGAAAAUCAUGCUAAGCUCCUCCGCAAAUACCACGCCCUCAGAAAAGAGCUGGAUGUGAAGGGUGAGCUAGCAGAGAGGGAGGAGGAGAGGAGACAGAGUGCAGAGCACUCCAUGGCGGAGCUGCACGAGAGGGUCACGGGCCUCCAGACGGCACAGGAGUCCAUCCUCCAUGCCGUAGGGACUCAGAUUGACUCAGCCUGCCAGUUCUUGUCAAAAGACUCAGCUGCCAAGCUUGAGGCCAUUACUCUGACUCCAGGACUGCAGAAGGAUUCCCAUCGCUGGCUUGCUGAAGUUAAGACAAAGCUCCAGUGGCUGUGUGAGGAGGCGCGUGAGCGGGAGUCCAGAGAGAGGAGAUUGAGGAGGACACUGCAGCAGCACAAGGAGCAGAUGAAAGCACUGAAGAAAAGCAAGGACUCAGAACUGCAGAGCCUCCUGGACCGCAUUACCCUGCAGGAUCGGCUCCUCAAAGACAUCCAAUCAGAGAAGAGAGGUCUUCUUGAAAUGGGCCGCAAGAAGGAAGAUGAGAUGAGAAAUCUUCAGGACCGGGUUGUAGAUCUUGAAAUGAGCACCAGGCUGGCCUUGGAUCAUCUGGAAUCAGUUCCUGAGAAACUCAGUUUGCUGGAAAACUUCAAGGAUCUAGAGGAGUCACAGAAGCAGAGAGAAAUGGUGGAGCAACGUUAUGCCAAAUAUAAGGAGAUAGUUGGUAACCUCCAGCAUCAGCUUGAGGAAUCUAAGAAGAGGAUUCAGGAAUACAGGGAUGAGAAGUUGGAUGCAGCCUGUCGGAGUCUCCAGCUUACUAGUCUGACAUCUCUGCUCAGUCAGAGCAAUAUGCUGACCGAUACCACUUUGUCUACCCACACCUAUGAGGCGAAACAAGAGGAUCAACUUUAAUCCUGGAAAAUGGAAGGAUGAGGACAUCAAAGAAAAAGCCCCCCAAGAGGGUAAAAAAAUAGAAAAUUCUUGGAAAUACAGCAAAUAAACCCAAAUCACAUGAAUGGAAUGUCAAAGAGUGGAUACAGUAGGAAGAUGUUUUUUUCACAUGAAAAGGUUCAAACAAAACAGAACAGAACAGAAAGUAUCAUGCAAACUGUCCAAGAAAUCUGAACUGAAGGUCAGACUGAUGAUGUGAAUUUCUGUGUCAACAUGAAAUCAUAUGAGUGUGGUGGUUUGCGGCUAAGUGUACUCGUUUCGAAUGUCAGAUGAGAAGAAAUGAAAGGUAACACUGGAACUGUCCCUUAGAAUACUUCCUGUUGCCAUUGAAUUUGAGAGGACUUGGGGAUGGUAUUAGAUUUAACACAGUUAGGGAGAAUUUAUCCAAAGCACAACUGUCUGCCAUCAGGUUUCAAAACUAGUACAGAGUAAAUCUUUGGAUAAUGAGCAGAGUGACCUUGUAAGUUUGAGGAAAAUAUGCGGUAAAAUUAACAAACAAAUAAAUAGGGGCCAUCUGUAAAGUCAAAGGUAAUGACGGACCAUAUGGAUACUAGCUUGCAAGGUAAACGGGUAUGACACGCUUUAAAAAUGAUGAAAACAAAACAUUGUUUUUGCUGGAAGUCAUUUUUACAACUGAAAAUAUAAACAAUCAAAGCAUGAUUUUAAUUGGUGUAUUUAGGAGUGGAAGGUUAAAAAAACUGGUCAACGCAGGACAUAUGUUUUGCAUAAUACAGGGUGUGGUUUAAGGUAAAUUCAAGGGCCUUAAUUAGUGUUCUGAUGACAUUUAGAAGCAAUUAAAAGCCCUUUGGUUAAGAAGUACCAGUACAGGGCAGCAGGCAGACCAUCGAACUUUCAUAAACCAAACAAGCCUUGCAUCCAUAAUGGCCUUGUAAGCACUAAAAUCAACAGCAGGGUUUCAUAUACUGCGAUGGCUGACGGCGAAUUACAAUUACAGCGAAUCCCAAGUUCUCUGAAAAUUAUGUUUUAUCUUAACCAUACCAAUUAAUACGUCAUAGUUAUACUGCACAAAAAUCUUUGUUUAACCUUGAGGAAACAGGCUAUGUGUGGAGAAAGGUGAGCACAGAAAUUCGAAGAUAUCUGUUCUCUAUUAGAUGUUUUAACGUAAGGCAAGCCUUCAAUGUGAGGAAACAAAGGAACAAACAGGAAGGAGGAGUUGUUUCUGUUGCAGUUAGUCCGCUACACAUCAGAAAUCUCUAUGCUCAAAGCAUUAUUAUUAUUUGAUUUGUAAACAACUCAAAAUGUAUCAUCUGUCAAAGACGCACACACACACACACGCACUGCAAGAAAUCCAUUGUGUACAGGAUUGAUACAUUUUGAAGCAUCAGAGUGAACUACAUGGAGUUUGAUACUAAUUUUGUACUUUUGUCAUAAAGUUUGGCUCUCUGUUGAUCGCUGAGAGGACAAAAUUAGUAUAAACACAAAACCAUGUUAGUGACGUUCGGCCCCAUAAUCAAGUGUAACUCUGAAACAGCCCAAUGCUUCCUGGCUCAUUUUAUUCCAUACCAAUAUCAUUUGCACGUGAACUGAUUCAGAGAAAUCAGCCCACAGACUUAAAUAGAACAGAAUUUGGACACAUAAAUCACGUCUUAAAAUGUAUCAAUGUCACUG